GAGUAAGGCGCAAAAUUUACUUUUGAAACUGUGGAAUUGUAAUCCCAAGGACGUAAACCGAAUGGAUACGGACGACUGGGAUUUGAGCGCGGAGGAAUUGGAUUCUCUGGAAAGAGACGCUCUCAAGCAAAUUGCAGAACGCAAGUCCUCCUCUUCUUCUCCUGCUACUUCCACAAGUGUGACUAGUGGUGCUACAUCUUUGGACUCCGGGUUUUCUUUUCAUGGUUAUGGGCCCCAACAGAAUUUACAUUCCAAGCCUCAACCAGCUGCUCCACUGGGGAGGUCUCCGAUCGACCCCCGUCCCACCCAGAAGCGGAUUGAUCCUUCACCUCCUGCAUCUAUGAUAUCUCCUUCGUCCAGUGCUUGUGACGUAACUGGUAACUUUCUUGGCAUUUUCCAUCAAGCAGAUGACUACUCAAAGCAACAGCCUCCUAAACUCUCGGUCAGGUUAUUCCUACAUGCUAGUGGAAAUGUUGCUGCAAAAUUCCCAUAUGAUCCGUUAAUUGUGGCAGCAUUCCGUAAGAUCCAAAAGGCCAGUUGGAAUGUGAAAGAAAGAUUGUGGAUAUUUCCCAUGUCUUCAUUGAUUACAGUGGAAAAAGUUCUUAGUGAUAUAUCUGACGCCAAACUGGAGGUCGAGAAUUUAGAUCCUUUAGUACGGCGAGCUAUUGCUGCUGCAUCUGCAGUUCCAGAUCUUCAAGCUCGCUAUCACCUCAUUCCUGCAAGUAUCGAAUCGAGGCUUCUGCCUUUCCAGCGCGAUGGUGUUAGAUUUGUGCUCCAACAUGGAGGGCGUGCCCUCCUAGCUGAUGAGAUGGGGCUUGGGAAGACUCUCCAGGCUAUUGCUGUUGUCUCAUGUAUUCGUGAAGCAUGGCCAGUUCUAGUUCUCACUCCAUCAUCGCUGAGGCUUCAUUGGGCUUCUAUGAUUCAAGAUUGGCUGAAUGUACCUUCGUCAGAUAUACUUGUGGUUUUAUCUCAAUGUGGUGGGUCAAACAGGGGUGGAUUUAAUAUACUGGCAUCAAACACCAAGAGGACUAUCCAACUUGAUGGUGUUUUUAACAUCAUAUCCUAUGACAUUGUCCCUAAGUUUCAGGAUGUCCUGAUGGCUUCAGAAUUUAAGGUAGUUAUUGCAGAUGAAUCACAUUUCUUAAAAAAUGGCCAAGCAAAAAGGACAAAUGCUACAGUUCCCAUAUUGCAGAAAGCUCAAUAUGUGAUGCUGCUCAGUGGAACGCCUGCUUUGUCACGACCGAUUGAAUUAUUUAAACAGCUGGAAGCCUUGUAUCCUGGUGUAUAUAAGAAUGUCCAUGAAUAUGGCAAUCGGUACUGCAAGGGUGGCACAUUUGGAGUCUAUCAGGGAGCAAGCAAUCAUGAAGAGCUGCACAAUUUGAUGAAAGCAACAGUGAUGAUUCGCAGACUUAAAAAGGAUGUCCUUUCGGAGCUACCUGUAAAGCGCCGACAACAGGUGUUCUUGGAUUUAGGGGAGAAGGAAAUGAGACAUGUUAAUGCCUUAUUUUGUGAGUUGGAGAUAAUUAAAUCCAAAAUUAGGUCCAGUCACUCCAAAGAGGAAGCUGAGUCACUUAAAUAUGCUGAGAAGAAUCUCAUUAAUAAGAUAUAUACUGAUUCAGCCGAAGCCAAGAUUCCAGCUGUUCUGGAUUAUUUGGGAACUAUGAUAGAGGCUGGCUGCAAGUUCCUAAUUUUUGCACAUCACCAACCAAUGAUCUGCUCAAUACAUCAAUACCUGCUUAAGAAAAAAGUUGGGUGUAUUCGUAUUGAUGGUGGUACCCCAGCUGCAUCAAGGCAAGCUUUAGUUACAGACUUUCAGGAGAAAAGCAGUAUAAAGGCUGCUGUGCUGUCUAUUAAAGCUGGUGGAUUUGGAUUAACCUUAACAGCAGCAAGCACGGUAAUCUUUGCAGAAUUGUCUUGGACACCAGGUGACCUGAUUCAGGCAGAAGAUCGAGCACAUAGGAUUGGUCAGGUAUCAUCAGUCAACAUAUACUAUCUGCUGGCAAAUGACACAGUCGAUGAUAUAAUAUGGGAUGUUGUGCAGAGCAAAUUGGAAAAUCUCGGACAGAUGCUCGAUGGCCAUGAGAAUUCCUUGGAAGUAUCCGUUAAUCAGCAAAACAGUAGCCCGGCAAAGCAGAGAACCCUAGAUUACUUCAUGAAGCGUUGCACCAACUCAUCUGACCACGUGCCAAUAUUCAAACAUGCAAAGCAUUGAGGAUUUUGACUACAAACUGUUGGCCCAAGACAGUAAUGAUGUUUGCUUUUUUCAGUUCAUACAGGGGCGUGUAUAAAAACAAGCUUUGAUUUUAGAAUUUUGGUAAUGCAAAAUUUUUGUCUUCCAUGAAUGUACAACUGUAAAAUUGCCUUGUGAUAAUGUACAA
Coffea eugenioides is the source of this 2378-nucleotide messenger RNA. Its product is annotated as SWI/SNF-related matrix-associated actin-dependent regulator of chromatin subfamily A-like protein 1. The record is from RefSeq and is a predicted model, not a curated record. The transcript is spliced from 24 exons. Bases 62 to 2212 code for a protein of 716 amino acids. NCBI's taxonomy places the organism in Eukaryota, Viridiplantae, Streptophyta, Magnoliopsida, Gentianales, Rubiaceae. Gene Ontology annotation, cellular component: nuclear replication fork. Gene Ontology annotation, molecular function: ATP binding; ATP-dependent chromatin remodeler activity. Gene Ontology annotation, biological process: DNA repair; replication fork processing.